Molecule: messenger RNA, 903 nt
Organism: Botrytis porri
Lineage: Eukaryota; Fungi; Ascomycota; Leotiomycetes; Helotiales; Sclerotiniaceae
Exons: 2
Coding region: 1-903 (300 amino acids)
Molecular function (GO): oxidoreductase activity
Source: RefSeq, a predicted model, not a curated record
AUGUCUGGAAUCACGAAAGUAGCGUUGGCAGGAGCAUCUGGAAAUCUUGGCCCAGCAAUUCUUGAUCAACUUAUUAAAGCCGGCUUCCAAGUCACUGUUCUUACCCGACAAUCGAGCACUCACAAAUUUCCAUCUCCUGUUACAGUCAAGGAAGUCGACUACGACUCCCUCAAAUCACUCACCAAUGCUCUUACAGGACAGGAUGCCGUUGUAUCCACUCUCGCCUCAGCCAGUUUAGACAAACAGAUUCUUCUCGUUGAAGCAGCAGUUAAAGCUCACGUUAAACGCUUCAUUCCUUCCGAGUUUGGAUCCGAUACAUCUAGAGAAAAUACUGGCGCCUUGCCAGUUUUCCAACCUAAAAUUGCUGUCCAGAAUGCUCUCAAGAAGCAUGUUUCUAGCGAGUUUUCAUACACUCUAGUGGCGAAUGGUGCAUUUCUUGAUUGGGGCUUGUCAGUUGGAUUCGUUAUGAGCGCGAAGGGAAAAAGCAUCACACUUUAUGAUGGUGGUAAUCGAACUUUCAGUGCCACCACACUCCCAGACGUCGGGCGAGCUGUAGUUGGUAUACUUAAGCACCUAGAAGAGACAAAGAAUCGUGCGGUCUAUAUUCAAAGUUACGCAACUACCCUCAAAAAUCUCGCGGAGAUUGGAAAGAAGGUCUUAGGAUCAGAUGGUUGGACCGAGAAUGUUGCGUCAGUUGAUGAUAUCGUAGCCGGUGCAUGGGAAGAAUUGAAGAAACCACAGCCAGACCCGCAAAAUUUCGCCAUGCCAUUCAUCAUUGCUGCGAUCUGGGGUGAGGGAUAUGGAUCGCAUUUCGAGGCCUAUCAUAAAUUGGACAAUGAACUCUUGGGAAUAAAACAAUUGAGUGAGCAUGAAUUGGAGGAAUUGAUUAAGAGUUUGGCAUAG